AUGAAGGCGGUCAAGACGAACUACGCGGUGGUGGAGGCGGAGCCCAACGACGGCGGGGAGGACAUGAACUUCGACGAGCUCUUCCACAACGGCGACACCCCCACAAAGGCAGCGGCGGAGACGCAAGAUACGCUGAAGGGCGCGCGCGCGCCCGAGGGGUCGCAGGCGAGGCGCUCGCUGCUGGGCCCGAGCAGGGACGUCCACGCGGAGAGCGUCCAGAAGACCGCGACGCAGCUGCACGCGGCGGCGGGGAAGCCCCCGAGGACACCGACGCGCGACGCGGACCUCGUGCGCACGACGAGCGGCUUCGACGCGCCGAAACCGGCGGAGAAUCCCGGGUCAGGGGCGCCGAGCGCGUCGGACGUGUGGGCGAAAAUCGCCAGCGGCGGCGACGCGCCCGGAGAUUCCCCCUCGCGAGGACCGAACACCAGCCCGGCGCCUCCCGCCGGGUCGCAGGCGCCGGCGUCGGCGCUCACCAAGUCCCUGCUCACGUCGAGCCUCACCUCGGAGCAGGGAGGCGGGUCGCUUCGACGCAUCGACUCCGGUCUGCUGCUCAACACCACGAGGGUCGACCCGAGCAAGCCGACUGCGGCGAGGAAGAGGCUCACGCCGGAUGAUUUCGAGAUGCUCUGCCUCGUGGGACAGGGCGCGUUCGGCAAGGUGUUCCAGGUGCGCAAGAAGGACACCGGAUCGGUGUACGCCAUGAAGGUGAUGAAGAAGGAGAUCAUCAUCGAGCGAGAGCAGACGGACUACAUGAAGGCGGAGCGCGACAUCCUCACCGUGAUCCACCACCCGUUCAUAGUCACGCUACGAUACUCGUUCCAGACGACGCAGAAGCUCUACCUCAUCAUGGACUUCGUGAACGGCGGGCACCUGUUCUUCUGGCUGUACCGCCAGGGUCUGUUCGACACCGCGCUCACCAGGUUUUACAUCGCGGAGAUUUGCUGCGCCAUUGGACACUUGCACUCGCUGAACAUCAUGCACCGCGACCUGAAGCCCGAGAACAUCCUGCUCGACAACGAGGGACACGUGAAGCUCACGGACUUUGGCCUCGCGAAGAUCCAGGACCCAAACUCGGAGAAGCGCACGAACUCGCUGGUGGGGUCCAUCGAUUACAUGGCGCCGGAGAUUUUGGAGGCGAAGGGACACGGGAAGACGGCAGACUGGUGGAGCGUGGGCGUUCUGAUGUACGAGAUGUUGACCGGUCAGCUGCCGUUUCGGGGAAAGAACAAGCCCGCGGUGCAGAAGGCGAUCUGCUCGGCUAAGCUCAAGAUCCCGAGCUUUUUGCCGGGCGAGUGCGUGACCUUGAUCAAGGCGCUGCUGGACAGGCAGCAGGACAGGCGCAUCGGCUCUGGGCCCAACGGCACGGAGAACGUCAAGAACCACAAAUUUUUCAACGGGGUCAACUGGUCCAAGGUUGAGGUCAGGGACGUUACCCCGCCGUUCAGGCCUACCGUCGACGGAGAGAUGUGUACCGCGUGUUUCGACGACAUGUGGACGAACAAGCCCGCCGUGGACAGCGCCAGUGGGACGCCGGGGUCCAACGAGAACGACGCCUUCCUCGGCUUUUCGUUCACGUCGCCGUCGCUGAUGGUGGACGCGGAAGCCGCUCUGGCUGCGGCGGAGAUUGUCGCGAGAAAACGCGAGGAGAUGGACAGGAUCAUCGCCGAAGACGAGGAGAGCGAGGAAGACGAUGAUGACGACGUGACGCUGGGUAGGAUCGACGAGAACGGGGGCAUGGGCGGGAGCUUCAGCGAGGAGGAGCUCGGAUCGCCGGUGAAACAGUUGGUCAAUGGGGUCACGGAAAAGGCGGGAACUCUCUCGCUGAAGAGCGGGCUCAACGCCGCUGCGCCCGCGUUUGUGCCGCCGUCCGCGAGAAGAUGAACGGAGAGGGAGGAAGAUGUUAUUACAUCGAAAGGGGAGCCGCGGUCGUCGAUGCGACGAUUGGAACCCCUAGCAGCAUAAGAAGCAAGCGAGGCAAUAUCAAAAGGCAUAGUUGCCGC
Molecule: messenger RNA, 2003 nt
Organism: Micromonas commoda
Lineage: Eukaryota; Viridiplantae; Chlorophyta; Mamiellophyceae; Mamiellales; Mamiellaceae
Exons: 1
Coding region: 1-1884 (627 amino acids)
Biological process (GO): protein phosphorylation
Molecular function (GO): ATP binding; protein serine/threonine kinase activity
Source: RefSeq, a predicted model, not a curated record